GACUGCACGACAGGGGUAGUUAAGUAAUAUUGAUAUUCAUUUCGGGUCAUAUAAGUCAAGCAAGUUCCUAUUUUUGGCCUUUCAAUAAUUCUCAACUUCAGUUCCAAUUUGUUUCUUGGGUUCUGCUGAUUUCAGAAGUUGGGAGUGAGUCUUCAACCCUCAGCUCAUCGACGAGGGUGGACGGUGGCAAAUGGAGUCAAAAAAGAGCAAGAUACUGAUAAUCGGAGUAACAGGCCGUCUGGGUUCUGAACUGGCCAAGGCCAGUCUCAAUUCCUUCCAUCCCACAUUUGGACUUGUCAGAGACUCAGCAUUCUCUGACCCACAUAAAUCCCAAAAGCUUCAUGCCCUUUCCAGCGCGGGCGUUACACUUAUCAAGGGUUCAUUGCAAGAUGAAGAUAUCAUGCUUGAAGCACUCAAGCAAGUUGAUGUCGUGAUUUGUGCCGUUUCAGCUAAGCAAGUACACGAACAAAAGCUUCUGAUUUCUGCUAUCAAACGAGUUGGUUGCAUUAAGCGGUUCCUCCCUUCAGAGUUCGGGUCAGAUCCUGACAGAAGUCAAGUUUCUGAUUUGGACCACAACUUCUACUCAAGAAAAUCCGAGAUUAGGCGUAUUAUUGAAGCUGAAGGCAUUCCUCACACCUAUGUCUGUUGCAACUUCUUUACGAGUGUUCUCCUACCGUCACUUGUUCAACCUGGUCUGAAAGCCCCUCCAAGAGAUGAAGUCACCAUAUUUGGUGAUGGAACUGCUAAAGGUGUCUUUGUGAAGGAAAAUGAUGUUGCUGCGUUUGCCAUAAAUGCAGUGGAUGAUGCACGUACUCUGAACAAAGCGCUAUACCUGAGGCCACCGGGAAAUGUCUAUUCAAUGAAUGAGCUGGUAGGGAUUUGGGAAGGAAAAAUUGGGAAGACGCUAAAGAAGAUUUACAUCACCGAAGAUGAACUCCUGAAGAAAAUCAGAGAAACCCCAUAUCCUGAUAAUAUGGAGUUGGUUUUCAUAUACUCUGCAUUUGUUAAAGGAGAUCACACAUUCUUCAGCAUUGAGUCUUCUGGUGGUUUGGAAGGGACGCAGCUAUAUCCACAAAUAACAUAUACCACAAUAAGUGAAUUUCUGGAGACCUUGUUGUAAUAGUUGUUGCAGCAUGGUCUUGACAUUACCUGAUUCUGCUGGCCUUGCAUUUGCAGGUACAGCUUAUCAUGUGAUUGAGAAUCCACUCUGGACAAUCUAACUUUUAGGAUCUAUGUGAAUUAGGUAGAGUCGCAAGUUAGUCUGUGACAUUUAGUAGUAUUAGAUGGAUGCAGAAUUAUCCUUUAGCAUAUUUAGUAUCUCUUUUAUGAUCCUGUUUAGAAAAAAGGGGUGGCUGGUGUGGAAGUGGUAAUUAAUCCUCAAAAAGCAAGAAGGGGUUACUUUGACAUAAGAAACGAAGGUGAAAAUGGUGAGAAAUUUAUUAGUGUUUUGGAUAUGGAAAGGCCAUUUGUAGCAAUGAAGAAAUUGGACAUGGAAAAGGUUGUUUCUGAUAUUAUGGAAAAAGAAUCAAAUGAAUUUACUCUGUUUAUUUCUGGUUUUUUGUUUGUUUGGAUGGUGUAUCAUUUUAGCAUCAAAUUGUAGUUUAAAAUGGGUAUCGGGCAUUUAAUGCAAAGGGUAAGUCCUUUAUGGUA
Molecule: messenger RNA, 1650 nt
Organism: Lycium barbarum (goji berry)
Lineage: Eukaryota; Viridiplantae; Streptophyta; Magnoliopsida; Solanales; Solanaceae
Product: probable pinoresinol-lariciresinol reductase 3
Exons: 2
Coding region: 191-1120 (309 amino acids)
Molecular function (GO): oxidoreductase activity
Source: RefSeq, a predicted model, not a curated record